This is a messenger RNA of Akanthomyces muscarius, 534 nucleotides long. RefSeq lists its product as uncharacterized. Lineage: Eukaryota; Fungi; Ascomycota; Sordariomycetes; Hypocreales; Cordycipitaceae. The record is from RefSeq and is a predicted model, not a curated record. Gene Ontology annotation, biological process: tricarboxylic acid cycle; mitochondrial electron transport, succinate to ubiquinone. Gene Ontology annotation, cellular component: membrane; mitochondrial envelope. The transcript has 3 exons. Gene Ontology annotation, molecular function: heme binding; ubiquinone binding. The coding region runs from base 1 to 534 and encodes 177 amino acids.
AUGGCUUCCAUCAUGCGUCCUUCCAUUCUGCGCCAGGCGGCUAUGAGCCGCAGUGUCUUUGCUCAGCCUGUCAUGCGCAACACCGUGCUCCGCGCCGCUGCUCUGCACACCACCGCCAAGCGCCCUGCUUUCCUUCCCCCGGGUCCCCAGGUCAUCCACGGCUCAGUCAACGACCCUGCUCCUAUCCCCCACGCCAACGCCGCCCACGGCUCCUACCACUGGGCUUUUGAGCGCCUUCUCGCUGCCUCUCUCGUCCCUCUCUCCAUCGCUCCCUUCGCUUCCGGCUCUCUCAACCCCACCCUCGACGCCAUCCUGUGCUCGGCUCUGCUCCUGCACUCCCACAUUGGCUUCCAGUCCGUCAUCAUCGACUACAUUCCCAAGCGCACGUACGCCGGCCUCCACAAGUUCUUCAUGUGGGCACUGAACCUCGCCACCGUCGCUGUUGGUGUGUCCCUGUACGAGUUUGAGACGAACGACGUUGGUGUCACCGAGGCCAUCAAGCGUGUCUGGAAGUCAAACUCCAAGUCCGAGUAA